UUCAAAUAUAGGGCUGCGAGCAAUCACCACAACUCUGUGCUUCUUUUAAUGUGGAUACGAUUAACUUAGGAUGGCAAAAAUUCGAUAUUACUUCAACUAUUCGAAACUGGUAUGCCAGAGUACCUAUGGAAAAAUUACGACUUCUGAUAGACUGUACUGGUUGUGGCAAAUAUGUUUUGCAUUUAUUUGACCUGCCGACAGAUAUUUCAAAACAAAAACAACCGUUUGAACACCAACACCAAAAGUAUCAUUCGAUGAAUCGAAAUGAUCUUGUUGCUCAAUGGACACGACAACGCAGCGGUUUGAACAACGCCAUUAAAAUAAGCAAAGAGAGUAAUGCAAUUCAAAGGGCUUUGCAAGAUCGUCCACUAACCGAACAUGCUUCAUUGGACUGUAACUCUAUUUUCGGUUGCAAUGUUCAACGUAACGCUACGGCCAUAAUCAACGGCUACAAAGUAAAGAAGAUUCAAACACAAUUUUUGCAACAAUAUCCUUUGGAGGGAAACAGGCAACAUCGAGCGAAUCGAAUUCAGCGACAACAGAAAAACACAAAAAACCGCAGGCAAAAUCGUUUGAAACAUCAAGAUGCUCAACAUUUACAACGACAAACAGAUAUGGAAUUACAGAUGCCAAAAUCACAGGAGCCAAAUCCGAAUCGGCCAUUUUUAGUACUACGCACGGAAACAAAGCGAUAUAGACGAGUACGACGACGUGCAAUUGAUUGUGUUGGCGCUAUUCAUGGUCAAUGUUGCAAGGAAUCCUUCUAUGUAUCAUUUAAAGCACUAGGCUGGGACGACUGGAUCAUUGCUCCGCGCGGCUAUUUCGCCAAUUACUGUCGUGGAGAUUGUACAGGUCCGUUUCGCACACCGGAUACAUUUCAAACCUUUCAUGCCCACUUCAUAGAAGAGUACAGGAAAAUUGGACUUUUAAAUGGUAUGCAACCCUGCUGUGCCCCAGUAAAGUUCUCAAGCAUGUCUCUAAUAUAUUACGGUGACGAUGGAAUCAUUAAAAGGGAUCUUCCAAAGAUGGUAGUAGAUGAAUGUGGGUGUCCAUGAAGAUGUGCCAUGUAUGUACGUAUGUACAUUUCAAAAUACUACUUAUCAAUAAGUUAGCACAGUGUGGUCUAUCUACAAUAAGUCAACAUACAUACAUAUUUACAAACACACAUGCAGAAUUUAGGUUUAAACAGCUCAUAUCCAUACAAACAUAAUAUCCCAACACAACCAGGCUGACUAAAACUACAACAAUCGGGGAAAAAAAUGUAUUCUUUACUAACACAUUCUCACAAGUUUCUGUCAAAUCAUGAGAGUGAGAGGUCCUAAUAAAAAUGAUUACAUCGU
Molecule: messenger RNA, 1340 nt
Organism: Rhagoletis pomonella (apple maggot)
Lineage: Eukaryota; Metazoa; Arthropoda; Insecta; Diptera; Tephritidae
Gene: Actbeta
Product: inhibin beta A chain
Exons: 1
Coding region: 126-1055 (309 amino acids)
Biological process (GO): SMAD protein signal transduction
Cellular component (GO): extracellular region
Molecular function (GO): cytokine activity; growth factor activity
Source: RefSeq, a predicted model, not a curated record